AUGGAAAAUCGACUUCUUAAAGCAAUUGAGUUUAUUCCUUUGGUGGUUAUUGGAGUUCCAGGAAAUAUCUUCAUUUUGGUCAAAUUUGCCUUUGUCAGAAUAUUGGAGAAGAAACUACUGCCCACUAAUCUGAUCUUGAUGGUUUUGGCUUCAGUGAACCUCAUUGUUCUCGUCUCUCGUGUUAUUCCCCUGUACUUGUACUCUGUAGGACUGGAAGAAAUACUGAACGAUGCAUUGUGCAAACUCACUGUUUUCACAUACAGAGUGUGCAGAGCACUGUCAAUAUCGUUCACCAGCCUCCUUAGCUGCCACCAAUGCAUUCUCAUUGCGCCAAGUAAUAGGCAUUGGUCUUAUUUGAAGCAAAAAGUCUCCCGGCAUAUGCUGAUCAUCAUUAUGAUAGUUAUAAUAAUUAACUUCUUGCUUUAUCCUUCCUCUUUUUUGUAUGCCCAUGAAAAGAAUAAUUCUACAAGUUCACCGUACACGCUAUACUUGGUCACUUGCCGUACAGAUUUUUUAACUUAUGUCUCUUUUGUUGUUAAUGGUCUGCUACUGGUUGUCAAAGACUUUAUUUUAGUGGGACUAAUGACUCUUGCAAGCAGUUAUAUUGUGAAUGUGUUGUUCCAUCAUGGGAAAACCGUAAAAGGCAUAAGAAGCUCUGACAGCGCGGAAGGAAAAUCUGUAGAGUACAAAGCUUCUAGAGCUGUUAUUUUGUUGGUUGUUCUUUAUGUAGUUUUGUUUGGGCUGGAUAACUCUUUGUGGCUUUACACCUUGUUUAAUUCAGAACCUGAUUUGAAUGAUGCCAGAAUAGUGUUAUCAUGUUCUUACUCUGCUCUAAGUCCUAUUGUCAUAAUUACCACAAACCCUAAAUUACAAUGUAAACCCAAAUUAUCUCAAAGUAGAUUACAGAGUAAUACUCAGAAGGAAGAUCGAGAAGGGAAGCUGAACAGUAUCAGCUAA
This is a messenger RNA of Bombina bombina (fire-bellied toad), 957 nucleotides long. RefSeq names its product olfactory receptor class A-like protein 1. Lineage: Eukaryota; Metazoa; Chordata; Amphibia; Anura; Bombinatoridae. The coding region runs from base 1 to 957 and encodes 318 amino acids. Gene Ontology annotation, cellular component: membrane. The record is from RefSeq and is a predicted model, not a curated record. The transcript has a single exon. Gene Ontology annotation, molecular function: pheromone receptor activity. Gene Ontology annotation, biological process: G protein-coupled receptor signaling pathway.